This is a messenger RNA of Toxotes jaculatrix (banded archerfish), 2620 nucleotides long. RefSeq names its product allograft inflammatory factor 1-like (gene aif1l). The transcript is spliced from 6 exons. Gene Ontology annotation, biological process: ruffle assembly; actin filament bundle assembly. Bases 88 to 534 code for a protein of 148 amino acids. NCBI's taxonomy places the organism in Eukaryota, Metazoa, Chordata, Actinopteri, Toxotidae. Gene Ontology annotation, cellular component: actin filament; ruffle membrane. The record is from RefSeq and is a predicted model, not a curated record. Gene Ontology annotation, molecular function: calcium ion binding; actin filament binding.
AGUAUCGCCUCGGCGGACAGUUGCGGCUGCCUUGUGGCUCAGAUAUUUUUCAUUUUCUGGAUUUAUACAUCACAGAUAAAUUCCGGGAUGCCUUCAAAUCAAAAUGUCCAAGGAGGGAAAGCCUUUGGACUGUUAAAGGAGCAGCAAAGGCUAAAAUUGGAAGAGAUAAACAAGGAAUACCUGGAAGACCAGAAAUACAGGGAUGAAGAAGACCUGGCUGAAAAAUUGGAAAGUCUCAAAAAUAAAUAUGCUGAGUUUGACUUGAACGACCAAGGAGAGAUUGAUAUGAUGGGUCUGAAGCGGAUGAUGGAGAAGCUGGGGGUCCCCAAGACCCACUUGGAAUUGAAAAAAAUGAUCGUCGAGGUGACGGGCGGCAGCAGCAACACUAUCAACUACAGGGACUUUGUCAAGAUGAUGCUGGGCAAGCGCUCAGCUGUGCUCAAACUAGUCUUGAUCUUUGAAGACAAAGCCAAUGGCUCUCCCUGCAAGCCAGAGGGACCCCCUCCAAAGCGGGACAUUGCAAGCCUGCCUUAAGUGUAGAUGUCAGCCUCCGGACUGCUAGGAGAGCAGAGGGACCAUCAAUGGUUGCCUGGAAUUGAACCGUUUUUAGAACGUGGAGUGUCGUAUUAGUGUGGGACCAGUGAUCGAGGAUGUUAUUUUGUGAAUAUACAGUGUGUGCAAGGUGUCUGUUAUUUGGAAGACUGAGACCACAACUCACUAAAUGAUGUUUGACUGUGAAUAUUAUUAUUCAUCCUUUUUCCUUAAUUAAAAUGUAGCAUUGAUAGUUGUACAUGUAAUCUGCUUGAUAAAUUAAAUUUUUGUAGUAAGUGUUUCAUGGUUAUAUUUUAAGGGAAGACUCAAAAUUCUCCAGAGGUUGAUUUGUUUUUACCCCCUUCCUUGUUUCUUUGUUUCAUUUUGUGGAUGCAUUCGUUUUAACAAUGUGAGACUAGGAUCCUUUUGGAGAAGCACGAAGAAAAGAAGCAGUUCUUCCAACACAUUUUUGCACUGUCCUCAGUGGUCUUGCAUGGAUUUCUGCCAGGCUAAUCUUUGUCAGCGUCUUGCUUUAGAUCAGGUGCCAAGAGAUUACAGGGCCAGCCCAUUUCUUCUGGGUCAAAGUUAUUGGCCCUUGGAGCCGAAAUACUGAUCUGGAAUCAGUAGCUAGGUUAACCUGGCCACCUCUUGGAGAAAAAAAAAACAUUUUUGUAGAUGUGUAUUAAAUAUUUAGUGGAGAAAAGAGUAAGAGAUCAUGUUGACCAUGGGACUUUCGGCUUCAGUAUGUGGCUUGAAGAACAGCAAAUUUAACUCACUUUUAGAUCUGUAGGGUUAAGCACAUGUUAAAUUUGGAAGGAGUGUGAUUUACAAGCACACGAGCAGAACAAAUGUACAUAAUAUACUACACACAGUACAAUCAUAUUCUUUCCAAGUGCCUCAACAUGCAGAUACUGUAGAGCUUAAACACACAGAUUGAAAAAGGAGGGAGUGCACACAGGCGUUCAGUUCAAGCAGUCUUCUUAGCUUACUAAUUCCAGAAAACCAUGAAAUAAUGUUCUUUGGUAUUUGGUAAGACAGUUUAAAUAUCUGUUGAAUUAUAUUGCUAUGGUGUUUCAUUUCCACAAUAUUCUGAGUGAGUGAAGUACACAAGUGAUGGAUUUUUGUGUAGUUUCUCUGUUCUUUCCUUUUUCUUAUUAUUUUUUAUGUCACUGCAUCAUUUAACCUGUUUAUCGGGUGAUUUAACUAUUUAGGUUAUCCUCUACUUGUCUUGCAAUUCAUAAAUGUGUGAUUCAUUUCUCUUUGUUAUGAAUUCAUCUUUCUCCCCCAGAUUUUUUUUUUUCAUCAGCCAGCCAUCUCUCUCUCUGUUGGACUGGGUUCAUUGUCCUGUGAAUUCUGUAAUUUGUGCCUCAGUGUUUGUCUCUCCAAUUUAAAAUUUUCCUGUAACUCACACCAUUUACUGUGAAUUUGCUACUUGUAGUAGUUUUAACACACAUUUUAAACUAUUUUGUUAUUGGGUUUUCCUUCUAAUAGGUAUAUUACAUCUUUUAGUGUUGUUAAAAUGCACAUUGUUUGCAGACACCAAAGGAAUUAAAAUUCUUACACUGGCCUGUUAAGUUUUGAAUUGUUAUUGCAGUAAUGGAGAUCACUGUUAAACUGUAGUAACAUUUUGUGACAGGUCGUAAACACAUUUCCAUUGUUCCAUGUUUAUAACAGGAGAUAACAUAAUACAUUGAGAGACAGAUUAGAUACAGUAAUGUUAUUUACUGCAGCGCUUUGACUCAUACAUUGAAAAGUGAGUUUGGCUAUCAAUCAAGCGAGGGAGUCUUUUAAUCCACGUGUUGUAAAAGAUCACAUUGCAACACAUUCGCCUUUCACUACUGAUAAACACAGGGGUAAAACCUUCACAUUAUCAAUUUUGCAGGUCAGCAAAUCUGACUCAGUUUUGCAUGAUCGUCCAUUUUUUUCACAUAUUAAGAUAAACUGUGUGAGAAUCUUUGGCUGUAACAAUUAGAUGAGCAUUUUCAUUCCAUAUUUGUUUUCUCUUGUCAUUAAAUUUUCAUGUCACAUAAUGUGCGUGCAGCUGUAUACCUACAUACUCUUGAGCAAUAAAAUUUUUUUCAUGAAAAAC